This is a messenger RNA of Westerdykella ornata, 1172 nucleotides long. RefSeq lists its product as uncharacterized. The transcript has a single exon. Gene Ontology annotation, cellular component: mitochondrial inner membrane. Lineage: Eukaryota; Fungi; Ascomycota; Dothideomycetes; Pleosporales; Sporormiaceae. The record is from RefSeq and is a predicted model, not a curated record. Gene Ontology annotation, biological process: mitochondrial proton-transporting ATP synthase complex assembly. The coding region runs from base 60 to 1019 and encodes 319 amino acids.
CAGGAUAGAAGACUAUACAUUCUUUUGCAGUUCCUGGGCGAGAAGCUCCAACCGUCACGAUGUUGCAAACGCGAAUAACGGCUCCAAUUCGAAGAGUAGUAACUGCCAAGCCUUCGUUAUGUAUACGAUGCCAGCGACGAGUCCUCACACUUCCAGGAUUCCUCCUCCCGCUUCGACCCUUCGCAACCACAACUACCUUCCGUCGUCCCGCAAAUUCCUCAGAAGAGCUCAAAGAUGACGAGCCAGAAUUUAUCCCUCAGCCACUUGGCCGGCCGAUUGGCUUCCCCAAUCCCCCGAAACCGGGCCAAUCCAUAGGCAGAGAAAAGAAGACUUAUACCGGAGCAACAAUGUUGGACCGCAACUUGGAAAAGCGGAAAGACCUCGUGAAGGAGUGGCAACAGAAUUAUUUCCGGGACUUGAAGAACGUCAGGAAGUACAGGAAGGGGAAGACGUUCAUGGCCAAUCCAAGGAUAUUCAAGAAGGAGGCAGCGCUAUACUUCCCCAAUUUUCACGGCGAAACGUUGGCGGAAAGGGAAGCAGAUACCACGCCGAUACUGAACGGGAAGAUAAGCGUCGUCAAUAUAUUUGGUACCCUCUGGGGAGAGGAGCAGACGCAGAGCUUCACUGGGAAAAAGGAAAAUCCUGAACUAAGACGUUUAUUGGAAGAGAAUAAGGAUAUAGCGCAAAUGGUGGAUCUCAAUGUCGAGGAGAACACGAUGAAGGCAUGGAUAGUGGCAAUAUUCAGAUGGAAACUCAGACGACAGCGACCAGAGGAAGAUUGGAACAAAUAUUUUGUGAUCAGAAGAGGUGUAAGCGAUGUCAUCAGGGAGAAAAUCGGCUUGUUAAACGGCCGAGUUGGUUAUGUGUAUCUCCUUGACGAGAAUUGUAAGAUUCGGUGGGCCGGAAGCGCAGAUGCAGAGGGAACGGAGAAGGAAGACUUGACGAGGGGAGCGCAAAGAUUGAUCCAGGAGUACAGGACGUUCCUGGCCAGGGUGGAAGACUUAAAACGGCAGAGGUAGUUCACAAACCACGUCGAUGAGGGCCCCGAUGCACAGUCAGCCACCGAGCGAAAAUCUUGAGAAUGGGAUCACUACGCAGCAACUUGAGGUUCCUUUCUGGAACCCACCUCACCAAGAAACGUGGUCACGAUGGAAAGAGUCAUAUUGGGCUUC